GGCAAAAAGAAAAUAAUCAGACUACGCUAGGAUAACAUAAAAGUAAACAAAAUGACUAAACUAUCCCUAAGUCUAAAUAAUCUAACUACUCUAACAGUGUUCAUAUGGUAUCGAAAAGCAGAUCAAACAUGGUGCAUAAUACUAUGCAUGGGUGAAAUACUAGAUAUAUGAACUAUAUUAUCCUGGCUUAUUUGCCAAGUGCGGAAAGUGGUUUUGCUUCCUUUAUGAUAAUAUCCAAAAGUUUCAAUGUAUAGUAUGUGAGGAAAUUAGCAAGGUGUACAUCAAUGUUUUAAGGACUGCUGUAUUUUUCUUUCUGAAUCUUAUAGGUAGCAAUGCAAACUUCCUAUGUUUAAUGUCUUUUAGUGCAAGCAACUGCAAUAAUUUCUUUUGCCAAUAAAGCUUGAUAAACUUUGGUCUAAUAUGCAGGUGGAUUCCUAUGCAUAUCUCCCUCCGAAUCAAGAUCAUUACUUCAAGUGUGAUGCAUCUGCUUCUCUUGUUGCAUUUGAAAGAAGGUAUGCAUACCUUGAAAAUCAUGUUACUGAGCAGAUUGUUGGAUCAACAGAUAAGCAACCCCUUCUUGAAACUCCUGGCGAAGUUUUUGAACUCAGGAAGCUUCUUCCCACUUCUCUGCCGUAUGACUUCAACAUCCAUAUCAUGGAUUUUCAGCCAGGAGAAUUUCUUAAUGUGAAGGAGGUGCAUUAUAAUCAGCAUGGUUUGCUGCUUUUGGAGGGGCAGGGAAUUUAUCGCUUGGGUGAUAGCUGGUAUCCAGUGCAAGCUGGUGAUGCCAUUUGGAUGGCGCCUUUUGUGCCUCAAUGGUAUGCUGCGCUUGGUAAGACAAGGACACGCUAUCUGUUGUACAAAGACGUAAAUAGGAGUCCCCUGUAA
Messenger RNA from Ilex paraguariensis (yerba mate), 885 nucleotides. The record is from the annotation of a GenBank genome assembly. Lineage: Eukaryota; Viridiplantae; Streptophyta; Magnoliopsida; Aquifoliales; Aquifoliaceae.